UUGUCCAAGAAAGUCACACGCUCCAUAAGAGCACGAAGAAACAGAAUUCAACGCAACGUGUUCACUCUCAAAUAGGCUGAAAGGCGUAUGCUUACGUGGACAAUAAAGAUAGUGUGGGUUUGCAUUUGAUAAGGAUUUGAUAUUUCAAAGUCCCACGUAUUUAUUUACGUUUAAAUGUCAGUGCUACCGCGGAUUGUGUGGAUUCUUACAUCAUAGUGAACAUGAACAACGCAUCGCGUAAAGUGAAAAACCCGUUGUUGUCCGCUGCUGGUCCUGGCUUCUCUUUCGACAAUUACGCGGAGAAUACAUUGCUAGUACCAGUUAGACCUGCGUCCGUUGAGCUCCGAGAUGAUGCCGAGCUCGACAACUUCAUAGGACAGAAGCCGGCUAAUAUUCAAUCUCAAUCUCCAUCAAAAGCACAGGAGAAUUCUCCCACGGAUGCAUCUUUUCAAUCAAAAGAGAGUAAGGAUACAGUGAAUCAACCAACAAAAUCAGGAUAUUUUACAUCAAUCCUUUCUUCUCUACCAAACUUGUCGCUGUCAUCAAGUAAUACCGACACGGGAUCGCAAAUUAAUCAAACACCUGAGAACACCUCAAGCAGAGUGAUACACGAACCUAAUUCUUACAUAUCCUCUCAAGGGCAUCAUGGUUCUCAAUCGGAAAUACCAGGAUUCUUAGGGAUAAAUCCUCAAGAUCCUCGAAAUACAAACUUAUUAGGAUUUGCUGCUUUCGGUCCCACAGAUACUGUAUCGACUUCUCCGCAACCUGCAGUUCCGCCGAGUUUACCUCAAUCUGGUUAUACGCCUGUUUCUUAUCGACUUGGUAAUCAACGACGUCUGAAGUAUGCACCUCCGCCUGAUUUAACGUCCAACAACGCAAAGUCGAACCCAACGGCACAAACAUUCUUCCCUACUCAAAAUGUGUCUGCGCCGCCGACUAUUUUAAAUCCAUUUAAGUCGGAAGGAUCGGUACAAGGUAAUAAUUCGAGCGUACAGCAGACUAGCUCUUUACCCGAACAGCUUCCAAAGUUUGAGCAACUAUCGGGGAAUAAUUCUCUUCGUAGCUCAUUUCAAUCCAAUUCAGUUGCAACAGAAACAGCGUAUAAGUCAUCCGUAACAUCCACAACUCAAAAUAAAUUUUCUGAUAAUUCUUCCGCAUCUACGCCAUCGCAAUUUGUUUCGUCGUUAUCAAGACCAAUACCUGCGCAAAUAUUAGAGCCCGUAACGCCACAAAACACUCCGGCGAAUAUCUCAUUGCCUGGCUUCCCUUACGUGAAUCGAGAUAUCUUACCAACAUCUAGUUUAGAUAGAGAAGUGGCCGCGUUUCGGAACCCAAAUCAACUAAAUUUAUCGUCGGAAUUUUCGAGAAACAGUAUUUCCGAGACGACUACAGAAUCUGCGUAUAAGCCGUCAUCGAUAUCAGAGGAAACAAAAGCGACUUUUACGCCGGUAUCAGCAGCUAAGGUGACAGAAAAGUUGGAAAAUUUACUUGCAGAGCAAAAAGAAGAUUCUUCCUGUGUAACAACUUCCGAAAAUUUGUCAAACAUUGAUGAGAUUUCAUCCAACGUCACUACUGAAUUAACGAAAUCUUUCGAAUCGCAGAGUGAGACGCCGCUGGCUACAAAUGAGUUCAUCUAUGAAUCAUACAAGGCAAAGUUGAAUGACGUUCAAGAGAAAACCGCUCAGCCUGGAAAUGACACUUGGAGUGACGUAUUUCUUGGGCAAGAGCCAGCGGCAGAAUCGGUAAUCUGCUCGAAAGUACAUACAGCCGAUAACAUUCCGAAUGUAACAGAUAUCCAAACGGCGGAAGUGAACACACAUUUACCUCAAUAUUUCCAAUUGCAAUCGACAUCUAUGCCAAGCUCCGCUUUUUAUGCAGACAAGCCCGCAGAUCAAAAAUCAAACUUAAAUUACGUAGCGCCUCAACUUCUACUACUGCCUCCCACUGUCUACAAUACGCCAAAACCAACGGAGCAAUCGACAAGUGUGUUUUUCGAAUCGACAAAACCAGACAAGUUUUUGAAUUUUUCUCAGGAGAAAAAUAUAAAUCCUUCUCUUAGUCAACCAAACCUCUUAACGCUACCUGUUAACGAGACCAUUGUUGCGACAAAUAAUCUGCAGCAAGUUCAAGAAAAGUCAGCUUUUAGUUCUACAGCGAUCGAUUCCACGGCUUACUCACCGUUUUGGAAUGCUGAUCAAUCUUCUCAAUCGCAGGUGUUAAAUACUACAUCCAAUCAGCCAAUAUAUACUGCGCCCGAUCCUGGUCUAUCAGUAGCGCCAGUAUUGUACAAUCCUGCUCAAUUUGCGAAUAAAUUGGCUACACAACAGGCUCUCUCACAUACAUAUGAUCAACACUCUUCUCAACAGCAGUCGUAUCAAAUCAAUCCAUCUUUGUACAAAAAUACCAGUAGGUUACAGCAGUCUUACGCUGCUCAUGAAGAUAACACCGCAUAUUCUUCACCUGCAAUCUCAAUGGUAAUGCCAAUACCUGAACCAACAGGAUCAGCCACACUUAGCCCUAUUCAAAUGUCGGUUAAUGCACCUAUUAAUCGCACUACACCAGAUACUGUUCCACCAAGUUUCCAAAAUUUGGCUGCUGGAUCUUCCGAUAAACAUAUGCAGUACAGAUCGGUAUAUCAUCAUUGGUUCUACCGCAAAGAGGUGGAGAACAAAACACUAUGGCUUCCGUUCUCCAUGCAGGAUAGUUUAAAGUUAGAAGAAGUACAUAAUUCUACCGAUAUUACGCCUGAAACCAUAGUUGCUACUGAAGGUGGUCGUUAUGACGUUGAUAUUUUACGUCGUCAAAGAACGCCUGUGUAUUGGACUGGUGCAUCUACCGAAGUUAGGCGAUGUUCUUGGUUCUUCAAGGGAUCAACCGAAUCGAGAUACGUUCCUUACAGCGAGAGUACUGCUGCAAAACUCGAGGAGGAAUAUAAGCAAGCAUGCCUUGCAAACAAUUGGAAUCGAAGAGUCGACUUAAAUAACGGAGAAUAUGUUGUCUUCCAUAGCGCAACAGUUCAAGUUCAUUAUCUACAACCAACUUCCCCCAAUCUAGCAGGAUCUUGGGGAAAUAGUGCAGGAUCAGAGGACAGUGCAUAUUUGCAGGGUUCUUCAAGUAAACCAAGAGUUGUUAAAAGAGGAGUCGAUGAAUUCAAUAUAGAUGAGGGUGAGCCCGAAAAAGUAGAUCAUCUUCUAUUUCUUGUUCAUGGUAUUGGAAGUGUUUGCGAUUUAAAAUUUCGUACUGUAGAAGAAGUUGUUGAUGAAUUUCGAAGUAUAUCACUUCAAUUGGUACAGUCACAUUAUCGUACCGCGAGUGAACAAGGAAUUGUAAACAGAAUAGAAGUUUUACCAAUUUCCUGGCAUACAACGCUUCAUUCCGAGGAUACGGGAAUUGACAAAAAGCUGCAAUCUAUCACAUUGGAGAGUAUUCCAAAAUUACGACAUUUUACUAAUGAUACUUUGCUCGAUAUACUUUUCUACACCAGUCCCGUAUAUUGUCAAACUAUUAUGCGCACCGUUGGAAGCGAGAUAAAUAGAUUGCACUUUUUAUUCAAAGAAAGAAAUCCUACCUUUGAUGGAGAUAUAUACUUAGGUGGUCAUUCAUUGGGCAGUUUAAUUUUAUUUGAUCUACUGUGCCAUCAAAAGCCCAUUAAAAAGAAGGAAGAAGAAAAAGAAGAAGAAGAAGAAGAGAAAAACGAUGAUAAUACUGGUAGUGAUAAGAACGGUGAAAAUGAUAAUGUUGCGCCCAUUAAACAAAUGCCGGCGCCUGUUUUGAGAAGAAAUCUUAGUAGAAAGAUUAGCUACGUUGUAACGGGCGCGGCAGGAACUGGUCAGCCUUUCAUACAUUAUCCGCAACUCAAUUUUCAUCCGCGUGCCUUUUUUGCUCUCGGCAGUCCGAUUGGAAUGUUUGUAACUGUUCGCGGAAUCGACACUCUCGGAGAAAAUUUUAUUCUACCUACUUGUCCGGCUUUCUUCAACAUCUUUCAUCCUUUUGAUCCGGUAGCUUACAGAGUGGAGUCUUUAAUUAAUCCUGAAGCUCACAAAUUUCGUCCUAUGCUGAUACCACACCACAAAGGCAGAAAAAGAAUGCAUUUAGAAUUAAAGGAAACAAUGGCACGAGUCGGAGCAGAUUUGAAACAAAAGUUAAUUGAUUCCGUGAAACAUACGUGGAACUCUUUCUAUCAGUUAGCCUUAUUUCACAAGCCAGACAAUCAAACUCUGGAACGUGAAAUCGAUAAAGUAGUCGAGGAACAGUUGCAGCAGCAGCCUGUUGUACCAGAGCAACAUAACAAUGAUGAUGGUGGUGCCAAUCUAAAAAUAGGAAAACUUAAUGGUGGUCGAAGGAUAGAUUACGUUCUUCAAGAAGCGCCUUUCGAAUAUAUUAACGAAUAUAUCUUUGCUCUUACAAGCCAUAUCUGUUACUGGGAAUCCGAGGAUACUAUGCUCUUGAUACUGAAGGAAAUAUAUGGAUGUAGAGGUAUUCAGACGGAUGCGCAACUUCCUCAGCAGACAAUGUCAAUUGAAAGAGUAUCCCCUUCGCCAUCUUUGAAUUUAGCAGUUGCGUUGUCGAACAAUGAAAGUAACGUAGGAACAUCUGUUAUGGGAAUAGAUCCUACAGUGCCUAUAUCCGGCAGACCUGUUGGUCCACCACCUAAGACUGGUUUUGUAUCAAAAUCAUGAUAGAUGAAACAUCUUCCCUAUCUUACUCUUUUAAUUUAAACAUACAGUAUAUGUAAGUGUAAAAUUAAUCUAUCUGUCAACGUAACAAAAAAUUGCAAUGAGAGAGAAAUUAAAUUUACUUUUGAUUUGUAUUUAAAAUAAAAAGAUUAGAUUGCGU
Nylanderia fulva is the source of this 4836-nucleotide messenger RNA. RefSeq lists its product as uncharacterized. Gene Ontology annotation, molecular function: glycerophospholipase activity; metal ion binding. The record is from RefSeq and is a predicted model, not a curated record. Gene Ontology annotation, cellular component: COPII-coated ER to Golgi transport vesicle; cytoplasm. Lineage: Eukaryota; Metazoa; Arthropoda; Insecta; Hymenoptera; Formicidae.